AUGAUUCCUGCUAGUGUUAACGACCAAUCAGUGCAACCGAGAGUUUUCCGCACGUGCGUCUCAUUGGUUGAGAGCUCCAUGGAACUGACACCGCAGACGGCAGCACUUCCACCUGGACUAUCCAACGGAGCAGCACAUUCCAAUGUCUUCUCGUCGCCUGACUGCGCUCUGCUCCGGCUAAUAGAACAGCAUCCGUUGGUGGUGAGGGAGAUCCUUAGUGUCGCAACGCUGACCUUGAGAGCAACUGGCGGUCUCCCAUUGGCCGCGGCAAUAAAUGGUCUAUCGACUGCCGAGCAGCAAUCCCCAAGUGAGCUGCGAUCUGCGCCACAGUCGCAACUCCAGGCCCCAGGGCUUCCAGUUACUCCACUUCUCGAUCGUCAGUCACCCCCAGAUCGGCAAAAUCCACCAAUGAAAUUGCUCCCUCCGGAACCAGUGAAUCCGAUGGUUCAGGCAACAGCUGGGGCCUUGCAGCCCGCUUCACACAGUUCUUUUCCAAUUGAAAAAUUUCAGGUACAAUCUUUUCAAGAGCUAUACAAGACGAACGAUCACAUGCAGGUACGCCCUAUCAACAACGCCGGCAAAACCAAAGAGGACGAAGUUCCGGUUAAAAAGAAGGCGGCGACCCGUGAAACAACGUGUUUCCUCAAGAACUGGCUCUACGAACACCGAAAGAACCCCUAUCCCACGAAGGAGGAGAAGGUGAUGCUGGCAGCGGUGACGCGCAUGAACCUCACGCAGGUCUCCACGUGGUUCGCGAACGCCCGACGUCGGUUGAAGAAGGAGAAUCGAUUGACUUGGUGUGCCAAAAAUCGCAUAAUCACCCCGCCGCCCCUGCAGUCCACUUCGUACUGGACGGAGACGUCCGCGGGCUCUCCACGGUCUGAGGACUCGAGUAUCGCGCAUUCGCUGGCCUCGCAGGUGCAGUCCGCGUUGUGGACCCACGUAGUCAAGGAUAUCAAGGCAAGAAUGUGCGUGGAACCGACGUAUUCCCAUCAAAUUUCCACCUCUUCUCCUUCCCCACCUCCUCCUGCCCCACAGGCAGCGAAGAUCUGGUCUCUCGCGGAGUUGGUCAAAGAGCCGCCAACCAAUCACCCGUCGACCAGUCUUUUCAAUGCAUCUGGGGAAUAA
This is a messenger RNA of Mesocestoides corti, 1128 nucleotides long. NCBI's taxonomy places the organism in Eukaryota, Metazoa, Platyhelminthes, Cestoda, Cyclophyllidea, Mesocestoididae. The record is from the annotation of a GenBank genome assembly.